AUGUCGGUGGCCCCGCCGCCUUUGAGAGGUCCCUCGGGGCUGUGGCUCCCACUCGGGCCAUCUCGGAUCUCCCGGUGCCUCUCCCGGCACCUCUCCUGGCCUUCCGUGGGAGGGAGGGCCCAGGUGGCAGCCGGUACUGUGCCCGCCCUGGGCCCACCUCUCGGCUUAGCCUCCCCGGGGAAGGAAGUAUUGUUUCGGAGAGGCGCCUUGCUUAAUUCCGGCACCUGUAGUUGGUUGCCUGGCCCAAGCUGGAGAAUUGGAGGCAACUUUUACCAACCCCAGCCUAACAGCCAGGAAUUUGGAUUGGAAAAGGGCGGCAGGAGCCGGCAGCCACUAGCUUGGAUUCUUAACUCUUGCUGGUCCUUGCGGUGUCUGGUGGUUGGAGGAGGACCCUGCGGCUUGCGUACUGCCAUUGAACUUGCCUAUCUGGGAGCCAAAGUGGUCGUGGUGGAGAAGAGAGAUACUUUCUCCAGGAACAACGUGUUGCACCUUUGGCCAUUCACCAUUCAUGACCUGCGGGGCCUUGGUGCCAAAAAGUUCUAUGGGAAGUUCUGCGCGGGUUCCAUUGACCACAUCAGUAUUCGACAGCUCCAGCUCAUCUUAUUUAAGGUGGCCCUGAUGUUGGGAGUGGAAAUCCACGUGAACGUGGAGUUUGUGAAGGUCCUCGAGCCUCCUGAAGAUCAGGAAAACCAAAAAAUAGGCUGGCGUGCAGAAAUUCUACCUGCAGAUCACCCGCUAUCUGAUUUUGAGUUUGAUGUCAUCAUUGGUGCUGAUGGCCGCAGGAAUACUCUAGAAGGUUUCAGAAGGAAAGAAUUCCGUGGGAAGUUGGCUAUUGCAAUCACUGCCAACUUCAUCAACAGAAACACCACAGCUGAGGCCAAGGUAGAAGAGAUCAGUGGGGUGGCUUUCAUCUUCAAUCAGAAGUUCUUUCAGGAUCUUAAAGAAGAAACAGGGAUUGACCUAGAAAACAUCGUCUACUACAAGGACAGUACUCACUACUUUGUGAUGACAGCAAAGAAACAGAGCCUCCUGGACAAGGGGGUCAUUGUGAAUGAUUAUGUUGAUACGGAGCUCCUGCUUGGCCCAGAGAACGUAAACCAAGACUGCCUGCUGUCCUAUGCAAGGGAAGCAGCCGACUUUGCUACCAAUUACCAGCUGCCUUCCCUGGACUUUGCCAUGAAUCACUACGGCCAGCCUGACGUGGCGAUGUUCGACUUUACCUCCAUGUAUGCCUCUGAGAACGCAGCCUUAGUUCGGGAGAGACAAUCCCAUCAGCUCCUCGUAGCCUUGGUGGGAGACAGCUUAUUAGAGCCUUUUUGGCCCAUGGGUACAGGUUGUGCUCGAGGUUUCCUGGCAGCCUUUGAUACAGCGUGGAUGGUGAAGAGUUGGGACCAGGGAAUUCCACCCCUGGAGAUUCUGGCUGAGCGGGAGAGUCUUUACCGACUGUUGCCUCAGACGACUCCAGAAAACAUCAGUAAGAACUUUGAGCAGUACACCCUCGACCCUGGCACUCGGUACCCAAACCUCAACUCCAACUGUGUCCGGCCCCAUCAGGUAAAGCAUUUAUACAUUACUACGGAGCUGCAUCAUCUGCCUCUUGAGAGACUGGGCUCCAUAAGAAGAUCAGUCAGUCUCUCCCGGCGGGAAUCCGACAUCAGACCCAACAAGCUUUUAACCUGGUGUCAGAAGCAGACGGAAGGCUACCAACAUGUCAACGUCACGGAUCUGAGCACCUCCUGGAGGAGUGGUCUGGCCUUAUGUGCUCUUAUCCAUCACUUCAGACCAGAUCUCAUCAACUUCGACUCUUUGAAUGAAGAAGAUGCCAUUGAGAACAACCAGCUGGCAUUUGACAUUGCAGAGCGGGAGUUUGGAAUCCCCCCCAUGACCACAGGCAAAGAGAUGGCAUCCGCCCAGGAGCCAGAUAAGCUCAGUCUGGUCAUGUACCUCUCUAAGUUCUAUGAGCUGUUUCGAGGGACACCCCUCAGAGCUGUUGAUUCUUUGGGUAAAAAUUAUGGAGAGAAUGGUGACCUUAGCUUAGCCAAAUCAUCUAUUUUUAAUAACUAUCUCAACCUAACCUUCCCCAGGAAGCGGACCCCACGGGUAGAGAACCACACAGAAGAAAAUGACAUGAAUAAGCGAAGACGGAAAGGCAUAGACAAUUUGGAAGAGUCCUCAAGCUUUUCUAGCCGCAGCACUAGCUCAUUUCGAGACUAUGGCAUUGGAAAGGAAGGCAUGAAUCAAAAUAAAGUGAAGUCCAUGGCCAACCAGCUGCUGGCUAAAUUUGAAGAGAAUACUCGGAAUCCUUCUUUUCUGAGACAGAAUGUAGACCCACCUCUAAAACAUUUCCUAGCAUUCCUUGCUACCACCUUCAACCCCCACACUCCCAACAUAUUAGCAGACCAGCAUGGGGCUUUUGGUUGCCCUGGGGGGAUAGCAGAGGCUGGCUGGCCUAAGCUAAAAAGCUCCACAGAGGUCCAGGGCAGGAUGUUCAGGAGGAUGAGUGGACACCAGACGGCUGAGCUCUGGACACCAUUCGUGACCUCGGAGUUAAACGGAUCCUUGCUAAGGGCACCAACCAGCCUGUCCCAUUCCAGAGAGUUACUUCUUUUGACCUGGGUGGGAGCCUUUGAUGUUGGGAAAGCUCCUGAAAUGCCCACCUUGAAGGAUGCCAUGGAGAGUAUGAGGAGAUCCAUAGAAGAUUUUCUCCUCUCAGCAGAUGAGCCAACCUCCCCUAAAAAGCCAAAGAGCCUCCCUGGACCCUGUGAUGUGGACGGCCAGAGUGCUUUGUUCCCUGCAGAAUGGACCUCUGUGAAAAUUGGCCCCGAGGGAGAAGGGAAUGAAGAUGGCAUUCUGGCCAUAUGUGUCAUGGUCACCAGUGAUAGCAGCAGCUCUGAAACAGAGUCGGAUCCUGGGGGUGAUUCUUCCAAUAUGCAGUUUAGUGGGGAGAGGGCAUCGAGGGCUGAACACCUGCCUUGCCCAAAACCCCUCCAACGGCAAGUUUCCCUGACCGUUCCCCAGACCAAGAGGACAGACAUUGGAUACCCUGAAGAGUCAAAAGCAGCUAAUGCUCUGCAACGGGCCCAUAGCUUCCAGCAACCAACUUCAAACAAAUACCAAAACUGGAGAAGAAAAUUCCAAUCCAAUUUGACAUCAUUGAAUACUAAGAAAUCUGUGCUGUCUUCCAAGGACCCUUAUUCUUCCUCAGCCUCCAGUCCUGAGAAGCCUUCUGGUGAUGUUCCUGUGUCUCAGGUGACAUCAUACACCAAUUCUCCCGAAAUCACAAGAAGAUAUUGCCAGCCUCAAAGUCCAAUCAUUCAGGAAAGAGUCCACAUGCGAGAGGUGUGCAAGGAAAUCCCCCUCUAUGUACCUCAUCAUUUCCAAAAGGAGGCAAAACACCCCCUGGUGACACCCAAGGAAGAUUCCUCUUCCACACACAAGCCAAGGGAUGCUGAUGUGAAGAGUUCCAAUGGCCAUAGGAAAGCCAAAGCAAUUCCUUGGGAAACUUGGAGUACCCAGGAUGGUCUAGAUCAUGGUGGAGUAGAGACAAGGAGCAGGAUAUCUGCUGAGGAAGGCCAAGGAAAUGCAAGCAUAGGAACUAAGAGAGAAGACUACCACCUGAAAUCCACCGAGGGGAAAAAACAAUGCUUAAAGAAAUUGGUCCUCACUCAAGAACAAAAGUCCCAGUUGCUGGACUGGAAUGACGCUAAUGCAGAACAUUUAAGCCUGGGUGCUAGACAGAGACCAGACCCAAUGCAUGCCAGAGAUGGUAAAAGCAGGGAAACAUCAAAGCUGGCUGACCUUUCAUCAUUGUCUGGGCCGGCCAGGGAAGCCUUGUCAGACCAGAGGGGGAGUCCGGAGGGAGUCUGUGGCCCAGCACUGAAGGCUGCAGGGGAGUGGACAGUACUCAGACCCAAAUCCCCUCUGCGCCUGAUAGCGAAUGCAAUCAGGAGGUCCUUGGAGCCCCUCCUCUCUAACCCAGAGGGCGGAAAGAAGAUCAGUGACUACAGAACAAAAGCACCUUUGGAGAACUUGUCUUUGAGUGGCCCCCACCCCAGUGUUCACUCCCAAAACUUAAGGAAAACAAGUUAUAGUAAAGACUGGGAUGUGCAGAAGCCCAGCCACGUCUCCUUACUGGCACCGGGGAAGGAGAAAGGGACCACAGACUCAGCCUUCUCAUUACAUGGUGCCACCCAUGGUGCCAUUGAGGCUCCACCAGGGGCACAUAACCCUUCAGGUAGAGCUGCCCGGGCUUGCAGUUUACCCAGUAGGCAAAAGAGGCCUAUGACCCUACCCUCUGCCAAGGUGGAAGAUGUCUUUGACAAAGUUAGCCUGAAAGAGGUUCUACUGGGGAGACCUUUGGACCAGUACAAUGCCCUGGCGAAGAAAAGCACUCUCUUUUCCUCCUUUAGACUCAAAGAAAAAACUGAUGACAACCUGGGGUCAAUGAGAACAACAAAGGAUCUCAGCAAUGUCUUUAGUAACCCAGGAGCAAUGGACAUCUGCCAUCCUCCAAAGACACCAUCUCAGUCAUGGAAUAAGUCUUCCUCAGGCCACGUGGACAUUCCUUUCCCUGGAGAAAACUCAUGCUCCAAGCCCUUACCUGUCAGAGCACAGAUGACUGAGUGUUAUUCCUCCUUCUCCUCCUCUUCUGAUACCACCUCCUCCUCAGAUGGUGAAUUUGAACCCAAACCUUCCUUACCACCAAAGGAAAGACGAACACUUAAAAGAAUAAGGAAGAUGGAGAAGGCUUCCAAACUGCUGGCUAAGCAAGAGGAAUUCAAAAGGCUAUACAAGGCACAGGCUAUCCAGCGUCAGUUAGAAGAGGUGGAAGAACGCCAAAGAGCCUCGGAGAUCCAGGGUGUCGAGCUGGAGAAAGCGCUGAGAGGAGAGUCAGAUUCAGGAGCACAGGAUGAGGCACGGCUCCUGCAUGAAUGGUUUAAGCUGGUCCUGGAGAAGAAUAAAUUAAUGCGAUAUGAAUCUGAGCUCUUGAUCAUGGCUCAAGAAUUAGAACUGGAAGAUCACCAAAGCAGGCUGGAGCAGAAGCUAAGAGAAAAAAUGUCCAUGGAAGAGAGCGAAAAAGAUGAAAAAGUUCGGAAUGAGGAACAGGAGAUUUUCACCGAGAUGAUGAAAGUGAUUGAACAGAGGGACAAACUAGUGGAUUCCUUAGAGGAGCAGAGAGUGAAAGAAAAAGCUGAAGAUCAACACUUUGAAAAUUUUAUGUUAUCUCGAGCUUAUCAACUCAGCAGAUCAUGAAGAAACCUGGGUGCAUGCAUCCCAGCCACUCAGGGCAGCUCAAGGAUCUUGGGGGGGUCAGAAAAAGAAAAAGUUGCCUGAUGAAACAUGUUUGGAGAAAUUCUUAGUACCAAAGCUGUAACACUGGUGGGCAAGUAGGGCUAUGCCCCGGGGGAGUGAAAUUUAGGGGACACAGACUACUACACUUGCAGCCCUUUCAGCAACAAAGGAACAACUGAGCUUAGCAUGUAAGGGGAGCUUUUACCUGGCACUGCCCUGCCCCAGGACUGGCAUCACAAUGUCCUUGGGUCAAUACUCCUCCCCAUCACAUGAACGUUAUACUACUGGCUCUGGGAGCAAAAAAUGGCUAAUUAUGACACUCUCUUUCAAGGUCAUAAACAGAUAAACAGAGAAAAAAAUCCAAAGACAGAUUUUUUUUUUUAAAGAAGAACAAUAGCAUGGUAGAGUGGUAAGGUACUAGACUGUAUUCUAGGUCCCAGGUUCAAAUCAUGUCUCUGUUACUUAGUACCUGUAUAAAUUUGGCCAGUCAUCUUUCCAGGACUCAAUCCUCACCUAUAAAUGAAAGAAUUGCACUAGAUAACCUUUGAGGCUCCUGCUAACUUGAGAUCCAUGAUGCUAAUAAGAAGCAGUCUAAUCAGGUGUAUAACUGCUCUCCCAGAUCCUCCCAGAAAUUUACAAGGACUAUUUUGAAAAUGUUGGCCAAGUCACCAGACACUCUGUUGCUCUCUUGGGUUAGUACUGGUGCCUGGAGAAUGGACAUCAUCUUUUGUCCCCAUGGAAGUGACGCACACACUUGGGCUUUACUGUUACAAUUAAGACUGAGCUUUCUUAAUCCUCGGAUAUCAUUGAGAGGGCUCUCUGUGCUUUAGCAUUUUAAAGAGACUUUUUUCCCCCAUUAAUUUAUCCAUAUUUGUUUUUUUUUUUUAUGGGUGGACUGUUUUUAAAUGUCAGAAGGAAGCUCCACUCCUUUAAAGAUUAGAUUAAUAUUUAAAUUGGGUUUCUAGAGGAGGAGAAGCCCCUUUGUCCACUGAUUACACAAAGCAAACACCCAGUAUAGCAGGUGUGAAUUCAUUCUAGGGUGGGUUUAAUUUACCAGGUGUAUUUGCAAACCCUAAUGUAACGUACACAAGGGAUGUACUUUUAAUACAACAUUUGAGUGCUAAUUUUGUCUAAGUCCCAAACUGUUACUUAAUACCAGAGGGAUUAACAGCUUUGACAAAAUGUUAUGGGCUUAAAAAUGUCUUGCCUUUGGGGAACUCUAUUUGGUGGGGUCCAGAACAUGAAAAAGCAAGUUGUAGCAUGGCUAGGCUUUCCUAAUUCAUGGUUCUUUGAGGGUUUUAUGUGCUGUCCUUGAUAGAAAAAAGAGAGAGAGAGAGAGAGAGAAAGAGAAACCCCAAUCUUGGGCAUCUAAGCUCCAACCUCUGUUUUAGCUGCUGCUAAAAUAUGACAAUACCAGGUCCCAAUUAGUGUGAAUUAGUGUCCCUUGAAGUGGUCAUGUGUAUUCCAAUUUGCACUAUUCAAAAUUAUAAUGAUAUAAAAUUAAGAAAUUGAUUCCAACCCAAUAGAAACAUACAAGAUGAAUUCAAAGAAUGAGACCACUUGGGAGCUGUUACUCUCUUUGAUUGGUGUCUAGCUCGUGGACUUCCCCACUCCUGCGCUUUCAGGCCCAAGUUCCAGAUUUCUGAAGUUUCCGUUAGUGAUUGGCAUGACACCUGUGACAGUGGAUGUGGAAGCCAAAACCUUUGGAUCAAUCAGAAGAGAAUGAUGGUUUCCCAGCCCAUUCGGGCAUCUUCAAAGAACUGUCUGUCACUGACCAGGAAGAAGGUCAUUAAAUCCUAGGUAUCUCCAUUGGCUUGGGUUGGCUGAAGGUCUGGUUUUGUUAUUAGGUAAAAGGUGCUUCUAUUAUUGUCACCUAGGACUCAAGAGCUAUGUAAUUAAUUUGACUCAUUAUAACUUUAAAGUCUGUUAAUCUGUGAAACCAA
This is a messenger RNA of Vombatus ursinus (common wombat), 7235 nucleotides long. It is a transcript of the gene MICAL2, whose product is annotated as microtubule associated monooxygenase, calponin and LIM domain containing 2. NCBI's taxonomy places the organism in Eukaryota, Metazoa, Chordata, Mammalia, Diprotodontia, Vombatidae. Gene Ontology annotation, molecular function: protein binding; FAD binding. The transcript has 30 exons. The record is from RefSeq and is a predicted model, not a curated record. The coding region runs from base 1 to 5253 and encodes 1750 amino acids.